Molecule: messenger RNA, 3136 nt
Organism: Aplysia californica (California sea hare)
Lineage: Eukaryota; Metazoa; Mollusca; Gastropoda; Aplysiida; Aplysiidae
Product: HHIP-like protein 1
Exons: 9
Coding region: 1806-3098 (430 amino acids)
Source: RefSeq, a predicted model, not a curated record
GAACCUGGCUCUGGUAAUUGAUUAGAUGCAUAGGCCUACUUAAUCAAAACAAAAGACUGAUUUCAUGAUGGUGUAUAAAAUCAAUAGGCCUUAGACUUAGACUAGCGAGUAUAUAACUGUACUCCUAUUUCAACUUUUUUUUCGCUGACGAUGUCUGUUAUUACAGAUGGAAAAUAAACGCGGGGAUAAGGGGGGGGGGGAGCUCUAAACAAACCCUUCUCCUUCUCCUUUUCCCUAUUCUUAACACCAAAAGUUUGUCAAGACAUACGACAUGUAUAUUGUUCAAAGAAAAAGAGACUAGGGACACAACUAAAUCAAUAGUACAUUAAGCUAGAUCUUCACACAAAUCUAGAUCGAGGUCUAAUCUACUUUGACCUCAAGCAGCUGACUUCUCUGCAUGGCCUGCGUCGGUGUCCUGUUGCGGUGACUCUUACAUCAGAGCUUGGCGCAGACAAGGGUCGACAAGUUUUCUAUUGUGAUGCAAUCGAAGCAUACAAAAUGUACACUAGGUCUAAUCAACCGAGUAGGUUUCACAGAUAAAUGCGUUAUAAAUCAAACGUUUCGUCAUUUUAUCAUUUUUAGAUCAUAUUUGUACGUAGAGCCCUAAACACAUCCUUUAUUAGCUUUUAAUUUUUAAACUUUUGCUUGCCAAUGACUUAUUUACACACGAGUCCAUGCGCUGAGACUCUCUGCCUAUCUCCCUCUCAUCCCCAUCCUGAUUUCAUUUUCCAGAAAGAGAGCUGAGUUGCCGUAGAACAAAAACCGUCAUUAGUACCUCAAGUAAGUAUUCUGAUAUGUAUACAUUCGGUUAGGUAAGCUGAAAGAAAUGCAUCGCAACUGUGGGCCAACAUAACUUGCAAUACCGAUAAUACAAGAUUCACAAGGAUCAUCUUGCGUCAUGAAGCAUGUAAGACAAUAAAUGAACCGUACUUGAUAGCCUGGCUUCAUUUCUUCUUUUUUUUGUGUUUUUUUUUUGUAAAUAAGACGUCCCACGCGUUCAAGUGGUCGACAGCGACUGACGACAAUACUGGACACUGGACGCAGCACAGCUACACGAUACACUGAGCGACACUCACAAACACUGUGACAGACGACACGACAAGUGAACAGAGACGCAACAAGAGAAAUAUCGCCACAUUGUGAAAUUAUGGUGUAUUGUUUUCACUCGCCAGACCGAGUGAGAUCAGAAUGCACUUUUUUUAAACGACCUUCGGGUAUAACUGCCAACUUGCCCAAAAUGAGAACCAGUUUCGAAACAUUCCUCUCCGUCGGCCUGGGUGUGGGAGAAUUCCUUCCCGUUAAGGUGUCUCCAGCCAACUUGCUGUAUCAAAUGUUACCUCAAACGAAACUGAAAAGAAACGAAGGGGUUGCUGCUGCUUUGGACGCAUCGGUUUUCUCCAGCGAGAUCUUAAUCGUCUGUUUCGUUUCGUGACCUGAGUUCCAAGCUAUACUCUCAGUCUGCCGAGAUCAGAUCCUGGCUGUUGACUGCAAUGGCAGUGUUUCAAAAAGCUUCCUUAUCCAACGACCGCGCUCCUAUCGUCAAAGCGCUGGGAAAGAAGAGGACGGAACAGUCUGUCUCGGUUCACGGAAUCAUAUUAUCUGAGUCGUCUAUUUUUAGUCAAGUCCCUCCCUCCCCGUGACUGCUUGACGCCGAGGUUUCACGCUAAGAGCCACUUGUGAAAGAUCAAGAACAUCGUACAAUCCACCGGCCAACGUAUAUCUAGGGUCUAGAACUUGAUCUCUAGAUCCAUACAGUAAGCUAUAUCAAGCUUUUUUUGUGAAGUUAGAACUUUCGAAAUAAAAUUAUGGCCAAGUGUCAAUCUGGAACUUUUACGACAUUUUUUUUCCUUUCAAUACUGUGGAGGAUAACAUGCGCUCAGAGCCUAUCGGACGUCGUAGAGUCAGAUCAAGAAACUUGUUACUGUGUCCAAGAAUUGCUGUAUGGGUUAAAUGGGCCGCUGUCCAUGUCUUUCUAUCUCGAGAGUGGUGUCCAGAUGGCCGUUGUGGUGGAGCAGAUGGGCAUAGCUGGGGUGUACAGCAUGAGUGGACAGAGGGUCCGACCGUUUCUGGACAUCAGUAGUAGAGUGGUCAUCAGUAAUGACAACGGAGAGAGCCGUGGACUAUUGUCGCUGGUGUUCGAUCCUCUCUUUAACGGCACUGGAAAUGUUUACGUAUACUACAUAAGGAGAGUAAACGACAAAGAGUACGCAUAUGUGAGUGUGUUUCAAGCUAGAGACGGGACAGUAGACCCAAACUCGGAGAAAUUUCUGCUAAGAAUUUUCCAGCCUUAUCAGCACGGAAACGGAGGCCCGAUGCUCUUUGGCGACGACGGCUUCCUUUACAUCUUCACUGGGGAUGGAGGAGAAGAGGACGACCGCAGUGGAAAAGCGCAAAGCAUGAACACGCUGCAUGGCAAAGUUCUCCGCAUACAGGUUAUGGAAGGGCAGGAUUUCUUGCCUGGGGAAGCAGGCCCAGCCAAGCUGUACGCCACACCGGACACUAAUCCUUUCAAAGGAAGCCAGGAUGGUGGAGAUGAAAUUUACGCCCUGGGUGUCAGAAACAUGUGGGGCUGUUCUUUGGAUUCCGUAAGGAGAGGAGGUUCUGGCAGGAUAUUCUGUGCUGAAACUGGCACAGUUCUAUUUGAUGAGAUUGUCGUCAUCGAAGAGGGUAAAAACUACGGUUGGCCAAUAAAGGAAGGAAACGCCUGUUACAAAGCAUCUACUUGCUCUCCAAUUGUAAACGAGGGUUUGCCUAUCUUCGAGUUCGCCCACAAAGAUUCCCACGCCCUGGUGGGAGGCUAUGUGUACAGGGGCAAACUCUUCCCCUGGAUGUCCAAACAUGUCCACUACGCCUAUGGUGACGUGCUGCACGGGAAGACAUAUCUCCUUGAGGAAAGCAUCGGGGGAGUCUGGACAUCUCGUAACUGGUCACAAUGCGACCUUGAAAAGUGCCCUUCGACCUCCAAAGCAGUCCUUCUAGAUAAUUUACGAGCAUGGGGCCAAGAUAUGCAAGGUGAGCUCUAUCUACUGAUGACAAAGGAUUUGGUCGCUACAAAAGCCACAGGGAAAGUAUUCAAGAUCGUACCACCGUCGAGGUGAGGGAAUUAAAAUUUAGUAUUUUGGGGAAAUUCCCACAA